GGGGCUCGGAACGGUCGACCGUUUGGCGCGACGGUCGACCUUGAUCUUCAUCAGGUCGGAUUGGCGGAUCACCAUGACGGUCGACCGUGGUUGACCGGCGGUCAACCGUUGUUGACUAGCUGCGGAAGGCAGACUUCGGCUGGUUGGCGGCGGUCGACCAUUCGCCGACGGCGGUCGACCGUUCUACUGGCAGUCGUGGUCCGUUUCGAAGUUUAAUACGACGGUCGACCGUUUGCGUCAACCGUUUGGGUCUGUGAAUCUUUCUCUUGAUAUUUUGAGUGUUCAAAAUACUUCUUUAAGUCUUUUAAACACCUUUGAUUAACAAAUACAUGUUGUUGGGUUGAUUUCAAAUGUUUAUAUAUACUUAUGUAUAUAUAUUAACUUUAUGGAUUUGGUGUAUUUUGAUCUCAACAUAUAGAUGACUUAUAUAUGCAUCACAUAUAUAUUUUGGGAUGAUUUCAACAUAUGGAUUAAUAUAUAUGUUCAUGUAUGUAUGUGAUGAAUGAUUCGACAAGUCUAACGCAAGGGUACAGACCUGGAAAUCAUCGGCCGAAACCUUACGGAUGAGCGGGAGUGGAAACAACAUCGCAAUUCACCAACUUUGUCAUUCUCGUCACAAUUGGGCAACCUGCCGUAUUUUGGGCAUAUCUCCAUUGUUUCUUCAGGGAAUUGCAAACCGCUUGAUUUUGUGGAUUCCUAAGAUGUAAGGCUAUAACUUUCGUAUAGAAAGUAUUUCGAGUUAGCAGAUGUAAGAUAGCGUAAAUUGGACCUGAAGUCAAAGGAUAGUUGCUGUCCAGGAUUUCGGAUAUGUCGAUGAACAAUGAUUUCGACGAUUAACUCAUUAACUUCAAUAUUCCAACACCGAACCUUCUCUACGAUACCUUCCGGAUGUUUUGAAUAAUCGUUAGAGAGUUUAUGGUAAGUGUUUGGAAUGAAACAACAUGGAUAUGGUGAGGAAACAUAGCCAACCCGAGGAGCUCGCCACCACUGGCGCAGUCCCGGUAUUUUGGCCAUAUCUCCUUCGUUACUUAACGAAAUCGCAAGCCGUUUGUUGGGCUGGAUUUGUAUCAUCCGGGGCUACAACUUUGGUUCAGAAAUUAUUUCGAGAUAAUGGAUGGAAAAUUACAGAACUUACGUAGAAGUUGAUGCUGCGUUUGGAACUCAUGAUUUGGAAACUAUGGAUGGUUUCUUCUUGUUUCUCCUUCUUCCUUGAACCAUCUAUGGAGGAGGGUGUUUUCUUCUCUCCUUGAUGUUGCCGACAAUGAGAGAAUGGAGAGUGGAGAGAUGAGAUGAUGUAGUUAUAGAGUUAGUGCCUUGAUAUGGUGAAGAAGACUGCAGACGAGAUAAAUCUGAAGUCACAUGAGCAUUUGCCCCUGUAUCCAGAUGCCAACCGCGUGACCCGACUUCCCACAGAGCUGACAAGUGACGGAACUAGGCAGUGGCCCCCCUCUGCCACGGUGAUCAUCCCGCUGGUGACUAGGAGGACGGCUGCCCUUGCUGCCGUACGUACCCCCGCCUCGAGAACUGCCACUGCCGCGUCCACGGAGUAUACAGAGUAUGAUGUCUUGGUCCGAGAUAUGUUCAUGAGCCAGAGUAAGGGAGGAAACAAUAUUCAAGACAUUGUCAAGAUAGAUCUAGGCAUCAACGACCAUCCAAGUUUCAUAUGCCGGAUUGUCCUUCAUAAUCGGAGGAUCCUCCUUGCCCGAAGCAGUGGCUUUGCCGUCAAGAAUGAGGGAGGGAGGCUCCGGUUCUGUACCAUCAACGUAACCAAGGAGACGGUGAGCCAUGAGAUUGGCUCUAAUGGUGGCCGACCAAGAGGGAUAGUUCGAAUCAUCAAGCUUCGUCGGUGUGAGAGAUUGAAGAUUCCGGACGAACAGCUUGAGACCAUAGCACUUGGAUGCCCCAGCAGCAGCGGCAGCGGCUUACGUGGAGCCAAAGAGCCGCUGCAGAAGCGGAGGCGGUGGCAUCACUGCCGUGUUCAGGCCAUGGAAGAGCUUACCUUGAUGGAAUACUGCUUGGUGAUGGUCGACCAAUCUGUGAGUGUGACGCUUGUUUUCAAGGCUCUCAAUGUUCUGAAUUCGCAACUGAUUGUGUUGCUGAUGCGGACAGUGGUGAUCCAUUAUUCUUGGAGCCAUAUUGGAUGCAAAAUGCAACAAAGAGUGCAAUGCGCCGCAGUCUUUGCGCUCUCCAUGAACAACACCUUCUCUUCCCCUGCCAAAGUUGUCGCUUCUGCUCCUUACUAUUCGUUUUACAAGAAACAAAUGGACUUCUUCAGUAAUGGGAACUUUGAAUUCGCUGGGGAUGCAAACUUGUUGAAGACUUCUUCAAAUGUGAUGAGCAGUGUGAUCGAGCUUGUAACGACACCGAACAAUCCAGAUGGUGUAUUGAGAAAGCCAGUUCUACAAGGUUCGUUCGUCAGCGCAAUCCAUGAUCAUGCCUACUACUGGCCGCAUUUCACUGCGAUUCCAGCUCCAUCCGAUGGAAAUUUGUAAAUUCUUAAGAGAGAGCACCUUAAAUUAAAGAAUAAUGGAUUACUUCGGACUUAAGACGACUUAGGGGCUGUUUGUUUCAACCUCUUAAUGGUUCAGAUGUCUGAAUGGUUCAGCACUUAAUGGUUCAGACUGUUUGUUUCAGCCUCUUAAUGGUUCAGAUGUCUGAAUGGUUAAGAGAUUUGCUUCUGAAUGGUUAAGUAUUAUACAGAGUCUGAAUGGUUAAGAUCUCUUAUCUGAAUUGAUCAGACAUUUGCCUCUGAAUAGUUAAGCAAUAUACUAGCUCUUAAUGG
Messenger RNA from Cuscuta campestris, 2782 nucleotides. The record is from the annotation of a GenBank genome assembly. Lineage: Eukaryota; Viridiplantae; Streptophyta; Magnoliopsida; Solanales; Convolvulaceae.